ACCUGUGUUACCAGCAGGAGGGGCUUUUGCGAACAGGCUGCUGGAGGUUUGACUCCUCAGAGGUCGGGGGCCGGUCGGGUUUUCACCAGGUAUUCACCGUGGGGACCUGAGCCUCACGAGAGCAGGAGAUUGACAGGAAGUCGCUGCUCACUUGACCAAUCACACCUCGAGAAGUCCGGCAGGAUGGAGUCCGCAGAGAGGAGCAGGAGAUGACUCUUUCCUCUGACACCUACUGUGUUUGUAGCCACGUUAGCUCCAUCAUUAAGUUAGCCGAGCAGGGGGCAUAAAGGCAGCGGAGCUCUGUCACUUCCACUGUGACUGACGAGCGGUGCAGGCGGUGAACUAAGCAGCUUUUCAGGCGGAUGUUAGCCGGUGGAGAUGUGUAAUAAGCUGCACUGGACACCGAGGACCUCCCUGACUGCCGGUCCAUCGACUGACAGCUGUCACCGCACCUAGCUGCCCGGCUAGCUGGCUAAGUGAGCUAACGGCUUACAAGUGGGGUUUUUUUUGUUCUGGCUCAUUCUGGCUAAUUUAGCCGGCCAGCUCUGAGCUCGCGUUCACAGUGGAAAGGAAGUGACUUCCGCAUAAACGCUCCUGUAUUUUAACAUUUCCUCAGUUACACUUGACUCUGCUGCUCAAACCAUGAGUUAGCCGCGGAGCGUCGGACCGCAGUGUUUGGGAUAUUUUGAGAUCCAGCUCGUUAGCUCGAGUUUAGCUUGAAGCUAGCUAGCGGCGUUCAUUCAAUCAUUGAGAAACUGCUAAAGCGUUAACGCCAGCACGGUGGCUAGCAGGCACUGGGCACAUCCACGCCGAGCCUUUGUUGGGAGGACACUGGUCUACUUUUGGACUUGAUCGAGCUGAGGAUAACAUCUUAGAGACAUGAAGAAAUUUUUUGACUCUCGUCGGGAGUUGGUGAGCACCGGGCCUGGUUCCGGAGCCGGCGGAGGAGGCGCUGGUUCCGGCGGCGGCGGCAGCUUCAUCGGACGCGUCUUCACCAUCGGACGGUAUCAAGUGACCGUGGAGGAAAUUGUCGCAGAAGGAGGUUUUGCCAUAGUUUUUUUGGUGCGGACUCAUCAAGGCGUACGAUGUGCGCUAAAAAGGAUGUACGUCAACGAUGAAGAUGAUCUGCAGGUCUGCAAACUUGAGAUACAGAUUAUGAGGGACCUUGUGGGCAACAAAAACAUUGUUGGUUUCCUGGACUCCAGCAUAACGGCAGUUGGAGCUGGCGAUGUGUGGGAAGUCCUAAUCUUAAUGGACUUCUGUCGAGGUGGGCAGGUGGUCAACCUAAUGAAUCAGCGUUUACAGACGGGCUUCACUGAACCUGAGGUCUUACAGAUCUUUUGUGACACAUGCGAGGCGGUCACUCGUCUCCACCAGUGCAAAAGUCCCAUCAUCCAUCGAGAUCUCAAGGUGGAAAAUAUUCUUCUGCACGACCGGGGACACUACGUGCUCUGUGACUUUGGAAGCGCCACCAACCACUUCCAAAACCCUCAGACGGAGGGAGUGCCAGUCGUGGAGGACGAAAUCAAAAAGUACACCACCCUGUCGUACCGCGCUCCAGAGAUGGUCAACCUCUACGGUGGAAAAGUCAUCACAACAAAGGCCGACAUUUGGGCCAUGGGUUGUCUUCUCUAUAAACUGUGCUACUUCACACUUCCUUUUGGGGAGAGUCAAGUAGCUAUCUGUGACGGCAGCUUCACUAUUCCAGACAUCUCCCGCUACUCCCAGGACAUGCACUGUCUCAUUCGAUACAUGCUGGAACCUGACCCAGAGAAGAGACCAGACAUCUACCAAGUUUCCUACUUUGCCUUUAAACUGGCUCGACGCGAGUGUCCAGUCCCAAAUGUGCAUAAUUUGCCCAUUCCUGCAAAACUUCCUGAGCCGAUCAGAGCCAGUGAAGCAGUGGCCAAAAAGAGUCAAACCAAAGCCAGGCUUUCGGACCCCAUUCAAACCACAGAAACCUCAAUUGCACCUCGACAAAGGCCCAAGGCUGGUCAGGCUCAGCCCCAGCCUAUAGGCAUUCUUCCCAUCCAGCCCGCUCUCACCCCACGCAAGAGGCCCAACGUGGCUGCUGGAGGGCCCCAGGCCAUAGGUGUUGGCAUCAAUGUCCCAUCUCCAGUUGCAGCUGCUGUACAACCUGCUCUACAGUCCUCUGCCACACAGGCUACACCACAGACAGCUCAGACCACCAACAUGCAGCCACAGGCUACACCACAGCAUCACCAGCUCCUCGCGAAGCAGCAGCAAGCCUUCUUAAGUCUGCAGAGUAACCAGCAGCAUCAACUGGGUCCGAGCCUCCAUCACCAACAGCAGAAACAACAACCACAAAUAGCGUCUCAGGCAUCUACCCUGCUGCAGUCCAAAGCUAAACCUGUUCCUCCAGUUCUUACUCUGCAACUGCAAUACCAGCUGCAGCAUGUAGUCCAUGAAACAGCCGCUCCACAUCUCACACCCAUCCCUGAGUCUGCAGUGACUGGUCCUCCAACUGACCCAGAGAUGGCUGGCCGAGGGAAUAUCAGAGUUGGCUCUUUGACGCCCCCGUCGUCGCCAAAGAUGGCCCCCAAGAGUGGCCACAGACGCAUCCUGAGUGAUGUCACCCACAGUGCCGUGUUUGGGGUUCCAGUUAGCAAGUCCACUCAGCUACUUCAGGCGGCUGCAGCUGAGGCCAGCCUCAACAAGUCCAAAUCAGCCAGCACUACUCCUUCUGGCUCCCCCUGCUCGUCCCAGCAGAGUGUGUAUCAUCCAGGUGAAGGUGACGUCCCAUCGGCCCCCGCUGCACCCACCACUCUGCCCAGCUGGAACCCCUUUGGGGACGAUAACUUCUCCAAGCUGACGGCGGAGGAGCUGCUCAACAAAGACUUUGCAAAGCUAGCUGAGACUGCUGCCCCGGGGGAGAAGAUCACAGGCUCCAGUGAAAAUCUUAUUCCAGGGCUCACUGCUUUUCCAGAGAAGCUGAUUGAGGGACUAAAGUCCCCUGAAACUCUGCUGCUCCCUGACCUGUUAACCCCAGCUGACCCCUUCAAUAGCACUGCAGAGAGCUCCACCAAUGCAAUGGCAGAGGUGUGUGUGGAUUCCCUGAUUCCUGGUUUGGAAGCCCCCCAGGCUCAACGCCAUUCAAUCCAACCAGAGCUCAUCCCUGCCAGCAUUCCAGACUCUCUCACUGGGGAGGAAUCUCUGCUGGGUUGUGAUCUGUUAUCUCACUCUUCUCCUCACGGACACCAGUCUGUUUCUGCUCUCGCCACCUCCUGCUCCUCUACUCCUUCUGGCUCCAGCUCUGGAUCCUGUCUGGAGGAGCGGCCACCUGCUCAUUCAGCUCCUGACUCUGCUUUCCUCAUGUCGUGUGGGGAGAAGGGCAAUGAUGACGAGUUUGACCCUAUUCCCGUGCUCAUCUCCAAAAACUCAAAUCAAGGUGGUCACUCGCGCAGCAACAGUGGCAGUUCAGAGUCCAGCAUCCCCAACUUGGCCCGCUCCCUUCUGCUGGUGGAUCAGCUCAUCGACCUCUAGAGGGGGUGGGAGAGGUCGAAGGGGCAGUGUGCAAUCCUAACAAAGGGACAGGGGAGGGUCAGGGGAUAGAAAUGGGGGGAGCAGAGGCACUUAAUGUAGCACCUUAUGAAGGGAAACGGAGCCAGCAUAGAUCGGUUCAGUGGAACCGUUCUCUUUACUUGCCUCCUUGGCCUCCACUCCAUCUCUAGCUGCCUGAUAAGCUGGUUUCAUAUAUCUCUGCCUGCUGUUGACAUUCCCACGCUGGUUAAACAAAAUCUUCUCAUAAUUUCCUAAGCAUAUCAUCUGCCUCUGUUCUGGCUACACCAUGGUCUUCCUCAUGCUUUCCUCAUACAUGCAUUAAUAUCCCAGCACAGCCUUGGUGAUCAAUUGUCCUCGUCACACGUGUAAAAAUGCUUGAUCACAGCUGCGUUGUGCUCACUUUACUUGUUCAGGGUCAAAGCUUUAUUUAAACAAGCCACCUGCAGGCAUGCGCAUUUGUGUCAGGGGUCUGUCUAAAGAGUGCGGAGUGGAAAUAGACCACCUGGAUCAUUGGAUGCACAUUCCUAUGAAAGCUUUGAACCAAACAAGGCUGCACCCUGAGUGACGGCUGAGAGCUCUUUUCACUGAUUGAACCAGUUAUGGAGAAGGAAAUGUCAGCUCAGCGCCGUCUGUUCAGAUUUCUUGUGAAAGGAGAAGGAGGCUGCCUUUUUCAAAUAUUGUUGUUUGGACAUGAGCAAAUAGAGUCUGCGCCAUCUUAUCAAGCCAAAUCUCUGCUACUUUUCCCUUGUAUUGACCAGUAACCAGGGUUUUAACCGCUAUGUAUCUAAGCUAACUUAGUGCAUGUAUUAAGCUUCCUAAGCAGAGCUGUGUAUUCUGACCUCUUUCUGAAUACUAAACAGGGUAUAAUUUCUCCCAAAAAUAUAUCUUAACGUCUUGAAAUCCUGAGAAUGAAGAAGUCAGUGUUAACGAGGCUGAUCAACCGAGCUCGGUCACCACCGCGGGGUGCUUUCACUAUCAGCAGCAUAUAGUGAGACCAUUCAUGGUAUGCGUGUGUUAUAAAAUUACAUCUUUUAAUGUCCAGGGUCAUGAACUCCUCAUUAUAUCUUUGACCCAUUGUUAAGAUGAUUACAGCAGAUAAAUAAAAGGGAAUGAAAUGAUUCUAUGCCAAAGCUAACAGAAAGAUUUUAUUCAUAUUUUAGAUUUGUGUUGCUUUGCUCUCAGGAUCAGUGAAGACGAGCAGAUUUUUAGCAGCACGACACUGUUUAUAGAGAUUUAUUUUGUGUCUGUACUGUGCUAACAACCCAUCUCUUAUUGACAUCCCCUCUGUCUUAUGUAGCCAGUCCUUUCUUAUCACGUACUUUUAGGUCACUCGGCGAAUGUGACAUCGUUUUCUGCAAGAGGCGAUAUUCAGAAAAAUCCUUUACGUGUACAUAAAAUCUUUUUAUUUUUUAUUUUGCUCAUGUCAAAAAUGGUAAAAGUAGAUUGUUUUGUAGUCGUGUAAUAUUUAAAGGCAUCUCUUCUGUCAUGGUAUGAAUAAAUGUGACUUUUAUUCAUAGUGCUUUAGAUUAAAGGUAUGAACCAGUACCAUUAUAAAAUAUGUAAAAUAUAUAAGGAUAUAUAGAUUUAAAAAUAGUUUGUGUAUUUAUGAGUGCAAAUAUGUGGACCCCGUGUCCUAAGUCUUUUCUCCUCAUUCACAAACAUUCAGCUCGUGCUUUUGCUUUAGAUCUUGUCAUGGAUACAUGACACAAAGUGCUUAUGACUUACCUGACUGGGGUUAGUUACCGUAUAUUACUGAGAUAGAUUUGAUCUAAGACAGAGUUGAUGACGGAGUUGACUUCCUGAUAUCUCUGUUGCACCUUCAUUUGGCCGAUGAUCAUCAGACAUGGAAAAACAGCUGCAUACAUUAUAUUGCAUUACAUGUGAUCACAGCUGACCUUGCAUUGCAUCCUUAACAUAUAAUAAAUGGAUUUCUCUCGCCAAAGGAAGUUCAUUGUAUAGCUGCAAGUCUCUAUAUAAGGUCCAUAUCACCUUAUACGUGUACAUACAAACAGAAAACCCCUUUGCAAUCACUGGUGUAUGUGUUUGACAUGAAUAGUUCUCUCCACCUUAUCAUGCCUGUAUGACAUUGUAAAUUCACACACAUCAACAUUACUGUAAGAACUGACAUGGGUAAAUAGAAAUCCUUUUUUAUUUUUUAUUUCCCUCCAUCUUUAUUGGUUCAGUUAAGUCAUUUGCAUCUGUGUUGCUGAUCUAUGCAAUCCUACAACAUGCUUCAUGUUCUUAUCAGACACUACAGUGCUGUAUCCUGUAGACUUCUUGCCUUGGCCGUAGAGUUUUACUUGUGUUGCUGUGUGAAACUAAUGUACUUAACUGUGCUAGUGGGGUUGACGUGGUGACAGGCAUAUUGAUAACUCUGACUUGAUUUGGCUACGGAUGUCCACAUGUCAAAGCAGCAUCAUUAUCGAGUGUACACUUCUAUUUUUAUGAAUUAAGGUUCAAAAUGAGAGGCUCUGAAUAAAACUCAUUAAUGUGAAUGAAAA
This is a messenger RNA of Hippoglossus stenolepis (Pacific halibut), 6023 nucleotides long. RefSeq names its product AP2-associated protein kinase 1. Gene Ontology annotation, biological process: protein phosphorylation. Gene Ontology annotation, molecular function: protein kinase activity; ATP binding. Lineage: Eukaryota; Metazoa; Chordata; Actinopteri; Pleuronectiformes; Pleuronectidae. The transcript is spliced from 20 exons. The record is from RefSeq and is a predicted model, not a curated record. The coding region runs from base 880 to 3504 and encodes 874 amino acids.